Paramuricea clavata is the source of this 31772-nucleotide messenger RNA. Lineage: Eukaryota; Metazoa; Cnidaria; Anthozoa; Malacalcyonacea; Plexauridae. The record is from the annotation of a GenBank genome assembly.
GUAAAAAAUACUAUAUUCUAUAAUAAUAAAAUUCUCCGAAAUUUAUCAAAGUUAGUAUAUUAUGUGAGGUUUCUAGAGAAAGGAGAAAUAAUUCUACAUCAUCUACGUUAUUUAAUGUUGGAUUUCACACGCGUAGUUAAAUUUUCCAGAAAUUUCAGAUAUUUUUGUGUGGCUGUAUUGAAGUCAAAUUUUCACCAAGGGCCUUGGAAUAUUUUGUAUUUUGGUACAGAUCAAUUUGCAGUUAGAUCAUUGGAUAGUCUUAACAGGUGUUUAAUUGGAUAUAUUUAUAUUUAGAGGAUUAUCAGGGAGGGGGUUAAUGUGCUAAAUUUGGAAUACAUUUGUUAUUAAUAGUUUACUUUUUAUGGGUAAUUAGAAACUAUUAAGAGUCUGUAAAAGAGAGAUACCUAAUUUAUAAUGGGCCAUUCCAUUUAAAUAGGCACCCCACCCUCCUAUUGAGGGGUCCCUUCAUAAUGCCCUUAGGAUAUAAAAAAAUUGGAACCCCCUUGGCCUUGGAUGCAAAUUUUGUGGAAGGUAUCCCACAGACAUCUUGCUAACCCCUUUAGGAUAUUGCUUUUUUCCCUCUUGGAUAUCUCUAAAACACUUAAUUUUUGCCAUUUUUUAAAAAAUCUCUCAAACUACCCUCUAGGAAAAUUUAAGAUGAAGGCCCUGGCCCUCCUCCCCCAUUGGAUAUCCAAGGGGGAGGGGGGGGGGGGUGGUAGUUGUAGUGGUGCACAUAUUAAAUGGAAUUGGCCCAGUCAGAGUAGCAUCCCUCUAAUUCAAAUUCUUGCUAGCUACAAUCUUGGCCAAAAACCGUAGAAUGACGGACGUUUCUCUCCUUAUGUUAUGAUAUCAUCUCCUCCAGGAUGAAAAAUGAAAUGUUUUUUUUUCCACACAAUAGUGUGCAUCCAUUGGUUUGGGAAUCUGUUAAAUCUGGUCCAGGCGUCCUGGGACGCCCCUAUAACGAAAAAUGGACACCCAAAUUCUGGGGGAAAAGGGAAAUUAUUUUCAAUUAUUUCCCUAAAUAUAUUAUAUAUAUCUGAAACGAAAUAGCUUCAGUUCUCAUUAUUAUUAUACAUUUGACAUUUUGAUCCAUUUAAUGGUGUACCUGGCUGAAUGAAAAUGUCAUGAUAGUAUAGGUAAAAAAGCAUAGUGGCACAAACUCACAAAGCAAAGUGUGUUUGAAAAAUGUUGAACGAGAUUGGAACAGAUACUGACAUGAAUUAGUAACGUAAACUUCAAAGGUUUUCAAGAGGAACGUUUUCUCUAACCCCACCCCUUUACUGCAGAUGUUUCGUUAUACCAAAUUUGGACGCCCUCUUUUAGGACCCUAGCUGGCUAAAAGCCUGAUUUGCAGUUAAUGAUUAUAAAUAGAAUAACCUAAUGCCAACAUUUAAGAGUAAAAUUGUCUGACAUACAGUUGUAUUGUAUCUACCUAAUGUUCUAUCAACCAUUGGAGGCAUGUUUCACACUUUAUACUGACUAAAUUAAUAAGUUAUGAAUUAAUUGUGUUCAUGCACAAUAUAUAUUUGUAUAUUUGUAUAUAAUACGGUUCAAAUAGUGACAAUAUUGUAAAUAAUUGUAGUUUUGAUGCAGGACUCCACUAAAAGCAUCUAUGUGAUGUGGGUAUCCUGGAUAAAUAUAAUAAUUACUAUCAUUACCUAGCUACAAUUAAGGCACCAAAUUUGCUUCAAGCGUUUCUUAUCACUUCAGUGAAUACAAUCAACUACCAAAAGUUCACCUUUGUUGCUUGUUGUGUUCUUAUUUCUAGUCUCAAAGUAAAUAGCAGUUUAAUCAACAAUAUUGAAGUCAUCUGUCCUGCUGAAAAGAGAAGAGCAAAGGUCAAAUCUUCAGUUGUCUUCUUCGUUGGGUUGUUCCAGAAAAAGCCACACUUUUCCUGCGAAGGAAAUCUCUUCCAUCUGAAUGGGUGGGAAUGGAGUCUAUUUCUGAUUAUAGACAGCUAGCAGAAGAUAGGUUUGAUAGAGUGGGGGAGCCGAGUCCGAGGGCAGCUACCCCUGAAAAUUUUGAAUGAAAUUUACAAUCUAUGAAGUGGCAUUCUAAGGAGGAAUUUAUAUUCGUUUUGCAUUUUUAUAGGCUGCAACCCUUUGACACCGUUUUGUAGUGGGUUCACCCCUUUCACUUCUUUCAACUGGUUUGCCUUCUAGCCCCUCUCCCUGAAAUAAUGGUUGAACAUUUCCAUGGAAUUGGUCAGAGUCAUUUUGUCCGGAUAAAGUGACACUUCUUGAAAGACUGAUUCAACCAUAUACGCAAAGAAUACGAAAUUGUUUAAGCCAUUGAAUUAACCCAUUGAGUGGCAACACUCUCCCCCCUGACAAGCAAAAUCGUCUGGCAUUAGACAGAGUAAAAUAACAAAAUGGGGCACAUCUGGGCGCAUUGCUACUUAAGGGUUAACAGGGUACAUGACCAGAUAGUCUGAUUAACCCAUUGAGUGGCAACACUCUCCCCCUGACGAGCAAAAUCGUCUGGCGUUAGAGUAAAAUAACAAAGUAGGGCGCAUCUGGGCGCAUUGCCACUUAAAGGGUUAAUGUAAAAGCAUUUUAACUGUGUAGUGUUUAGCAUGAAGUAUUAAGGCCCGGUCACACUACACAACGAUAACGAUACGAUAAAUUGUAAACACGUGAUAAUUGGCAAAAAAAUUAUGUUAGUGUCAACACUACAACGAAAAUGAUAAAAUUAUCGUUUGACGAUAACGAUAACGAUUUUAAAAUCGCUCACCUGAGCGAUUUUUUUUUCAGUCGAACGAUAACGAUAAAUUUUUGACCAAUCAGCGCGCGUAUACAAGUUAUCGUAUCGUUAUCGUUGUGUAGUGUGACCUGAGCUUUAAUUGUAUAUUGGCUUCUUUUGCGUACCCAACGAAGGCAUAGAUCGAGUCACAGCGAAAUAGAAAAAAUGUUGGACCAAAUUUGAAAGUUUCCGAUCAAAUUUCAUUUUGGACGGGCAUUUUUCCGGACAAUUUUUGAACAUUAUUUUGGGCUCUGCUCAUUUUGUUCCAGGAAUAUUUUCUUUGAUUGUAUUAUAAAUUUAUUACUUAAAUUUCAGGAUAUUAAACAAAACAAAAAUAUUUCAACUGUCAGACAGUUUGCAGAAAUAAAUGGAUUACCAAUUCACAACUGGCCUGUGGACAAGAAAAAGUAAUUAAUUUUUAUCAACAACUUAUCAGUAACUUUACUGUACAUUCCGUGCACGCAGUAUCUUCGAACUUUUACUAACUGUAAUUAUGGUAUGUAUAAACAUUAUCUUUGAUUUUAGUGUAGAUUUUCUCUCGAGGUUUCAUCUGGGCAUUGUGGUUUCAUUUGGUCAUUUUAUACCAUCAUGGAUAAUACGCAAUUUGCUCUGGUAAUUGGAGAACAAUUUCGUUUUAACUUAUCUAAUUGGUAUUUUAGAGUUGGGAUUGUUUACAGCCCACAAAAAAUUUUGUCGUAGCAUUUUCCACCAUCUAACGUCUGAAACAACAAAUAAUUGAUCGAUUCAAAACUAUAGCCGCUACAAUCUUACAUUGUUUUAUAUCUUAUGCAUUACCAGGCCAGUAGGCAGUAUAGAUAAUUUUUUAACUGACUGCUAACUUAAGGCAAAUUUCUCAAAGACAAUACUUUAAUUAACUCUUUAAGCCAUAAUAAUUAUUAUAUUAUUUUAUAUAAUAAUUAUUAUUAUAUGGCUUUUCAAAAUUCUCUAUUCCGAUUGGUUGACAAGCGGUCCGUAAAAACCCAUAUCCGGACCGUGGUCCGUAUUUUCCGCAUCUGGAUCGGUGUCCCGGAUGUCGUUUAUCUGGCGGGAAAUUUUUGCUUUGCAAACAGAAAAAUUUUUUGCUUUUUAAUUUUCCAAUUGUGUGUCAUUAAAACUUACAGAUAAAAUAUCAAACUUGGCAACCACAUUGUUUUUGAUUGAGCAUGCAUGCCUACCGUAUAUUGUUACCCAGUGAAAUUGACGAUAGCCGAUUUAAUUCGCGCGAAAAGCUCACAGACUCAGUUCAGCCAUAUAAUAAACCGAUUAUUAACCUCCCUUGUUCAGUCUGUACUGUGAAAUAUCAGACCUCUGUUUUUUGCAUGGACCUCGCUCCUUCGUCGCUCGAUCCAUACUAAAAAAACCUCGGUCUGAUAUUUCACAGUACAGUACAGACCUCACGCUCGGUCAAUAAGCCGUUAUUAUAUUAAUUUCAGCUAUAGGCUUAGGAGGAAAAAGAAUGACAACCAUUUUUCGAAUCGGUCUAUAGAAUUAAUGUGUAAUCUUAUUUUUUGAAUCACUUUCGAAGUGGUAUAAUUCUAUAUAUAGUCGGGAAUUAAUUACCUUAUGUCUUAAUGAAGCAAGUAAUUGUAAUUUAAUAAUUGUCCUUUUUGAGUAGUAAUUUUGCAGCUCUGAAAAUAUGCAGAGAAGCACAGUCCUGGCUCCCAUUUACAGACAGACAGUCAGUUCUGGUACAUUGCACAUACCAUAUCAUAUGUUACUUUAAAAAAAACACACAUUUACGGUAUAUAAUGGUAAAUCAUUACUUUUUCAGUGGAGCAAUAAAUGUUCAUCCUUCAUUACUUCCGAAAUGGCGAGGCCCGUCACCAAUAGUCAACACUCUUCUUAAUGGGGAUACUGAGACUGGUGUAUCUAUUAUUGAAGUGUCCCUCAAAAAGUAAGAAAUUUAACCCUUGCAUGAGUGUUAGUGCUGUUUUUGAAUAGCUAGAGGGUGAGUACUCAUAUAGUAAGGUACGACACUAACUCUCCAGCUAUUCAAAAACUGCAUUGACACUCAAGGGAAGCUCAGAUUGAACCUCCACCAUUUGAGUGUUAGUGAGCUUUUAGAAUAUACAGGCGAAAGUCUUUUUGAUAACUGUAUUUUAACUGCAAACGUUCUACGUUACUCUUGGUGAUUCUUCAGUGGAACAAGAAUGUAUCUAAUAGAUUGACCUGUCCAUUUAAUUGAUAAUUUUAUCAAAGACAAAGUACUCUUUUCCUCUUUAUUCCUUAGGUUUGACGCAGGAAAUAUUUUGUUGCAAAAGAAAAUUCAAGUGAGAGACGAAACAUAUGAGGGGGUGAGGCAAUAUCAGUUUUAUCGCUUGAGGGACGACAUCAUUAAGAUGUUAUGAGCGCGCGCGCAGCGAACUAGGGACAUUUAUGAUAUCGUCCUGAAUGCGACAACUGAUUUUGCCUCGUCCCGAUUAUCCAGGUGUAGAAAAAGACGUUUUACUUUCUGGGAUCGCGAGAGGUUCAUUGAAAACUUUAAUGCAUGCAAAUAAUCAAGUAAAUCGACACUCAGACACUGUGUGUUUCUUUCUUGGGGAAAUAUUUUUUGGUCCGAUACUUUUUUCACCCCUGCGAUUAUGAUCACCUGUUUAUUGUAUAUAUAUAUACUGUACUUGUGACUUUGUCACAAGAAUUUAUUAGAAUAUUAAUCAUUAGCAUAAUGAAAAAAAUAUUAACAUAGCGGAACAAAAAGCGAUAUCAGCGACAAAAUACGACAUCAGCGAGACAGCUACAUAUCGCGGAAGUCUUUUUAAUUCUUUUAGGAAGUUCAGACCGAAACCACGGCAGCUCAUUGUGAAUACUACCUACUGUACUUACUGUGCAUUGGAAGCCCAUGCACGAUAACUGGUAUCAAAAAUGCGUCUUUGCUUAAAACCUGACUGAACCUUUAUACAAACAUUUAGAUCCCUCCGAAUACGACAUACGAGGGACUGUCAGAGGAAUUGUCUAUAUUAUCUUCGAAUAUGGUGAGAUACAAGAAUUAGUAACAUAAUGAUUCAUUUUGCAAGAAUAUUUUACGCCAAAUUUGUUUCAUUUGUUUUUAAACGCAAUAAUUCUAUAAUUUAUAACUUUAUAUAGCUUCUCGAUGUCUUAACAAAUUUCACGGAAUUAAAAACGUUGGCCAUCGCCCAAGAUGAAAAAAUGGUCACAGAAGGUGGGAACUGUAACACCGCGGAAAAACGUCUGCGCAUGCACCAAAUUAUGAAAAUAUGGCGGGGAAUUUGAAUAUCAAUUUCUAAAACAAAAACGUGCUUAUUAAUUGGUCAAAAAUUAGUAAAACAAACGAGAAAAUAUAGCAAAUCAGUAGACUAGACAUUAAUUGAAAGCGUCCUGGCAUUUAAAGUAUGGAAUGAAAUAUAAUUCAUGUAAAAAAUUGUUGAUUUUAACGGACACGACUUCGAAAAUUUUUGCAAAAUUAUUCAAAACAAAAAUUCAAACUAAAAAGUUAAGAAAACUCUGGAAAAGUUAAGCUUCUUAACCCACUCAAAUUGUAGAAUAAAUCCUAAAGUUUAAUUAUUGUGAACACGAAAAUUUUUUAUAUUUGGCGACACACUUUUUUUUAAAGAAAUGUAUCUCAAACGAAAAUUCGGAAAUUGUCGUUGCUUAGUUGAUAAACAAAAUGUUUCAGACGAUAAAUUUGUCAACAAUCACCUUUAGUUCGUGUUCUUGUGCAAUACAAUUUCUUGAAACUUCUGGCUGUAUUUAUUCCUAGUUUUUAGAAUGACAUGUUUAUUUUUGCGCUCGAAAUCUGGCUGUAAAGACGCACAAUGAAGUCACUCCUUUUUACCGCCAUUUUAAGCCUUCGGAAACGUUCGGAACAGCUUCUCAUCAAGUUUGCAAUACUAUUACAGGUAAGGUUGAUGCAUGCGCAGACGUUUUUCCGCGUUGUUGGGAACUGUAUAUUUCUUCCGUGGCUUCGGUGGCGCAGACGCGCAGUGGUCAGAGUAAGUGCCUUUCACCUCUGAGAUCGUGGGUUUGAUUCUCGCUACGGACUCAUGUGAAAAGAGUCAGUCAACGCUCUGCCGAAAGUCGUGCGUUUUCUCCGGGUGCUCCGGUUUCCUCCUACAGGCCUUCGACUCUGUGAACCAUCAUAAACUUAUAUUCAAGCUUAAACUAUUCGGUAUAACUGGUAAACUACAUGACUGGUUAAAGGACUAUCUCUCGAAUCUUUUCCAGCAGACCACAGUAUUAGGGGCUACCUCAAUGCCCUUACCUGUCCUAUCUGGAGUACCCCAGGGUUCUAUAUUGGGUCCCAUACUAUUUCUGAUUUACAUCAAUGAUAUUGUUGAAGUGGUCCAUCGGGACUCUGGGAUGGCGUUGUAUGCUGAUGAUAGUAAAUGUUUCAGAGUCAUAAAAUCGUUAAACGACUCGCUCCUUUUACAAUCUGACUUAGACAAUCUGUCAUCUUGGUCUAAGUCAUGGAACAUGGACUUUAACGAGACAAAGUGUGCCAUAGUGUCAUUCACCAGAAAGCACCAUCCAAUUAUUCAAUCAUAUUCACUUAAUGGAUCCGAGCUACGAAAAGUCAACGAACAGAAGGAUCUCGGAAUCCUGACAACCAGCUCUAUGGAAUGGUCAAGUCACGUGGCUGCUGUAUGCUCUAAGGCAAACCGUACACUUGGGUACAUCCGCCGUUGUUCUGCGGAAAUUGGUAGCUUAAACGCGCGUCGCACUCUCUACACCAGUCUGGUAAGAUCCCUGUUUUCGUACGGAUCCCAAUUGUGGGCUCCUCAGAAAAUCAAAUACAUAAACAUGAUGGAAAGGGUACAAAGGCGUGCAACAAAAUUUUUACUGAAACUACCGUUUCGCACAAAGGUUUCAUACCAAACACGGCUGUUAAAGCUCGGCCUUUUACCACUUACUUACUGGCUAGAAAUUCUUGACUUGGUUUUUUACUUUCGUACAUUAAAGGGAGAAAUUUUUCCCGACAAUAAUGGCUUGGUCCAAAUUAAACAACAAAUUCGUAUUUCGCGUCAUAAUAACCCUCAGUCAGGUGUUCUCGCCGAGAUACCUCGUGCUAAAACAGUAUCAUUCCAGAACAGUUUUUUUGUCCGCACAAGCAGAAUAUGGAACAGUCUAACACCAGUUGAAAGGGACUUGUCUCAAAGUGCUGCGACUUUUAAACGUAGCCUCACGAGGAAAUAUAACGGGCUACUUAGAGAUGUCUACGAUCCCGACAAUGCUGUAACUUUAAAGUCGAACUGCGUGAAAUGUCACGUGAACAGAGAACUAGCACACGUUCUCCAAAAACCGUGCUGUUUUUAACUAAUGUAACCAGUGAUGUAACUUAGAAGUAUAUCAAGGCUCAUCGUAAUUGGCUCCCGUGGAUAUUAUCCUACGGAGCUGUGAUGAUAACCCAGCCAUGUAUUAGUGUAUGUAUUGUCAGUAUCGUAAAUUCGUAUUGUUUGUAAUGGCAAAGCAUUUUAAAUAAAUAAAUAAAUAAAAGUCGACAGGGUGGGUGUGGGAUAAAUACAAUUAAGAAAGCAAUAUCACAAUUGUUGUAAAGAUAACUCAAAGUCUAGGCUAAGUAUGUGAUUGUGAAAAAGGUAGACCUUGAGGUUAGCCCUAUAUUCAGGUCACCGUAUUUGAAUCUAAUGUAGUAUAAAAGGUUAUAAAAUAUGUACAGAUGUCCUCGAUGUUACGAACUUAAUACCAAUCUUAAUGAAUGUUUAUGUACUUCUUGAGCCUUGCUUUAAAUGUUCUUAUAUCAGGCUCGUUACCGCAAUUUACCACAAUACUUGGCAAAUCAUUCCACAGUUUAAUUACUCUAAGGAAAAGAGUACUUGUGACAAUCGAUAACUAUACUCUAGUAAACUUAGUUUGCAAUUUGUACGGAUGGUUAGCCCUAGUUUUCUUACUCUUACAAUGUUCAAAAUAGUCGCUGAAGUUUAGACCGUUUAAAUUAAAGACAGUUUUAUAACAUUCGAUCAGUGAGAAGUAUUCUCUUCUUCUUUCCAAUGAAUUCCAAUAACUCAAAGUCUAGGCUAAGUAUGUGAUUAGGUAAGUGUAAUAUUUAAUGUAAAGCGUAUGCAGUUUCCAUUUAGUCGUCAGUUGUAUCUGGCACGACAAGCGGUAGAUGUGAAAUAGUCUAAUAUAAUAAUAGUAUUUUUGUGUGUUAUAUGCAAAUCAGUCUUAUGAUUGCAGAGUUUUGUUGACACUCUAUUACAUCCAUAGAUAUCUUAUAUACACUCUUAGAUAAACUAGAUAUAGUGCCUCUAAUUAUUCUGCAAUUCAAAAAUUGAAGCCGUGAUUGCAGUCUCAGGUCGUUCCCAUGAAAUGAAAUGAGAAGAUUCGUAUGUUUUCUAUUUGUUAAACAGGGAACUUAAACAUUAAGUUAACCCUAUUCCAAAUACGUUUUUAAACUAUUCAAAUGAUGAAAGUUAUUGUUGUUUUUAAGCGUUUAUUAGCAAGUGGGAACGACCAACAUGGCUGCCAUCUAUUCAAAUGGGGGUAACCGCUGGAAUAUUCUUGGCUUCAAUUUUAUUAAAAGAGAUGCGCUAUCUAGUGUAUAUAAGAUAUCUAUGGUCGUAAUGAAUGAGUGUGAGCUAGGUAAGUCAGGGGUAUAGGCUGUAGCAGUCAGGUAGAGGUACGUCUUGUGUAGGUAUGAUUUAGUAAAGGUGGGGAAAGUGUCGCAGCAGUUGGAAGGAACAAAUUUACAUAAAUAGUUCCAUAGUUUUCAAUCCUAACGAAGUAAGAACUGUGAAGAACUUUACAUGAUGAAAUAAAGCCACUAAAGCUUGGGUUCAUAUAUAAUUAAUUAGCGUGCGAUGAAUCUGCUUGUGUACCGAAGUUUGGGAUUUCUUUUUUUCUCAGUCAAGUAUGUGGAACUCUUGCUAUACUUACAUUAUUUACAUAUGACCUUUCCAAGGCUAAUUAAGGUAUUGAGACCUUUCCUGCCAAUAUUGCAAAGUUAAUGCACAUUGACAAAACAAACAUUGUCAGUCCCACUUCUUAAUGCUGUAAACAACGCCGAAACAACUUUUGCUAUGUCUUGCCAGCGACAACUAACGACCAAAUGGAAACUAGGCUUAAAGCGCAUUCGAUCCAGCAUGAGCUCCACCUUUGAAUUUACUAUAUGAGUAAAUUCUUAAAGGGUAUGGGCAAUGAAAAUUGCUUCAUCUAUCUUAUUGCUUCAUCUGAAAGAGCAUGAAAAAAUAAGCCGAUUGGCCGUUUACUGCUGUAUUCUAUCUCAUCUCGUUCCGAAGUUAUACGCAAAAAUGUGCAAAAUAUAAAUUGCUGAUUCAGCACAAUGUGUGACGUCAUAAGCUGGGUAAGUAUGUUUAUUGAAUAGUAAACUAAAGCAUAGCUGAGUUAUUAUUGGCUCAAAUCAAAUGAAAUUUUGCGUACAGAUAGUACAUGAUGAGACGCAUGGGAAAAUACUUCUAAUUUCGUUGUCAAGGCAACACAGUCGUUCCCAGGCCCCUUACACCGAUUUUGAAUAACUAGUUGCAUUUCUCUAUGUGUAUGUCUUUUUCGAAUUAUUAUCAUGCAAGUAAACUUUCGGCAUGCAUACGUAUCGUACACAUACUUCUGAUAUUAUUAUAUUUUUAUCAGUACCUUGAAUAAAGCUGUAUUAUAAAAUUGGCGCAAGGGGCCUGGGAACGACAUUGUUACCUUGGCAACAAAAUUAGAAGUGUUUUUCCAUGCGUCUCAUCAUGUACAAUCAGUAUCCAAAAUUUCAUUUGAUUUGGGCCCAUAAUAACUGAGCUAUGCUUCAGUGUAGUAUUCAAUAAACAUACUUACCCAGCUAAUGACGUCACACGUUGUGCUGAAUCAGCAAUUUAUAUUUUGCACAUUUUUGCGUAUAACUUCGGAACUAGAUGAGAUAGAAUAGAGCAUUAAACGGCCAAUCGGCUUAUUUUUUCAUGCUCUUUCAGACGAAGCAAUAAGAUAGAUGAAGCAAUUUUCAUUGCCCAUACCGGUACCCUUUAAACACGUCCAAAUUUAUCAUUAUGAUAAAUUCGCGGCAAAUUUUGAAUUUAUCAUAAUAAUAAAUUCGCGGCACCUAACACUAACCCCAACCCUGACCACUAACCCCUAACCACUAACCCCUAACCCUCAUUUUUUAAACUUUUUAAAUUUUUUUAACUUUUUUAAAAAUCUAACUUUUUAAACUUUUUUUUGCUUUUCAAAACUCUUUUAAAACUUUUUUAAAAACUAUUUUUUUAAAAAAAACAUGAAAAACUCCCCACCCCCGCGCGACCAGCCUCCCUUUUGUGGUUUUAUGAUUAACUCUAUUGAUAAAUUCAAAAUGUGCCGCGAAUUUAUCAUAAUGAUAAAUUCGGACGUGUUUAAUUAAGAAUUUACUCAUAUAGUAAAUUCAAAGGUGGAGCUCAUGCUGAUUCGAUCGUAUCCACAUGUAAAAUUGCGCUAUAGAAGUUUUAAUGGUAUAAUCGUAAUUUCUCAGAUCGCUCGUUAUCUAUAGGUAUAUUUUUCUCUAACAUGUAUGCAUAAGUGGUCAAAACUCCAUUUGUGAUAUUUUGAAUAUUUAUAGCUCUCAAAGUAUCAAAGGAAAUGGGGUACGUUAAAUGGAGUGAGUUCACGUGUGAAUACAUUGAGCGGUUAUCGCGUGUUAUUGGACACAGGGUUAGUCUGUGAUAUAUUAUUUUAGUGAUCAAAAUUUUCUUUCUGCGGAAAAUGUUCUUGAGUGGAAAUGGGCCUUAAUUAAGUGUGAAUACAAUUUAAUUUGACCAUCUAGGGUAGCACCGUAUGAAAUAUUUACUGGAACCCAUGCAGCAGUGAGCUCUUUAUAUAACUGGAGUAAUUUUUAAGGUUUUGGGAUACCUUCGGUCUCAGUCCUUUGCACAUUUCAUCAACUUUAUAAAUCGAAACCGCGUAAUUGGCGAGCACUAUAUGAACCAUAUUUGGCCUGACUUUUCCCCAGGAAAUUGACUGAAGAUCUUAUUUGAGCUAUAUACUAUGAUGGAAGUCAGUUAAGGUGCAACCACUGAAACCAUAAGUCAAUAUCUGCCAACCUUGUCUUUACUUCCUAUUCGCAUAGUUUUUUGUCAAUUACGGCAAGGUUGGAUUUGGAAAGGCAAUUACAAAACAAAAAUAUAAGAUAAGACAAAAUGAGGUAGACAUGAUUGUGAAGUAGACAAACAAGACUACAGACUAGCUCCUUGCUGCCGUAGCUCUUAUCGUGAUCAACGCGCUUGAUCAACGGUCACACCCUAAACCAUGUCCAAAGGUCGAUGAUCGCAAACCCCUACCAAAUCCCCCAUGCAGUAAGAUUAUUAAAAUUGGUCUAGUGGAACAAAAGUUUUGACUGUCCAAAAUAAGGUGUCAUGAAACCUAUUGAUACUUAACGCAGCUGAUGCAUGAUUUCAAUGGUCCAUUGGGUGAACCAGACUUUAUUUUAAAACAGCCAUAACGUUGGUUUUACUAGACCAAUAUAUUUUAAUAAUUUUAGUGUCAAAAUCCCUCUCCUAGAUUAAAUUUUCGAUCGUAAAGAAAACUCCUUGAUAAUAGAUAGAAUACGAAAAGGUGUGAGUAAUACGAUUACAUAGAUAUUUUGUAAUGCACUAGACGGGCUUCCAUUCAUUGAAGCUCAUUGAUACCAGUGUUUUUACACUGAAGGAAUAACUCUGUUUAAAUAAGUUUAUUUCAAUCAAUUUUAAUUCAGACACUGCACGUCUCCCAAAAAGUUACACUUUCUAUUUCUUAUCUUUCCAACAGUUUGGCUUGAAAUGCAAGUGGAAUGACCAAGUUGUUAAGUUGGAAACCUUUGGUGAAGGUAGCACUUUGCCUCCUGGUAAGAUAUCAGAUUGGUCAAAUUUCAAACUCUUCGAUCAUUGUUUUCUGAGUUUAGAAGUUCCUCCCCCAGUUAUCCUUUAUCCUAAGAAAGCUGAUUGAUAGGGAUACAACUACCUAAAAAUACAAAGAGAACUUCGACGUGUCAAGCGAAGGCCCUUCGUCGGGGCUCCGAAGGUCGAAGUUUUCAAGGUGUUAGCCAGAAAAAAAGUUUUGUCCGUUAAACGUAAAUUGGGAAAGUUUUUUUGACCGAUCAAAGUCCUUUUGGCUUGUGUAGGAAUAAAUAGUGUUUUUUCCAACGUGUUUCUCCUUAGAUGCAAACAACGGUAGCUAAUUUGCACAUCUCAUUUCCGAUCCGGUGAAUGAACAUACACCCGAUGGCACUUCGUGUGUAUACUUUACACACCCAAUAUGUAUGAAACGCGAUGCAUUUUGAGAAAAUAGUUAAUGGGAAAAAGUAAAUAAAACGUUCUUUGAUAUAAUAAUAUAAAAUCAAACGCAUUGCACUUUCUCAUUAGAAAAAAUGAAAAUCUUCCAGUAAACCCAGUUCGGAAAGCCCCUUAUAUAGCUACUUCAAUUGGGAAGAGUCCGUCAAACGGACAGUAUAUGGGCUAGCUAACACCCUGGUUCUCCUUGUAUUUUUCAGGUAGUUGCAUCCCUAUCAAUCAACUUUCUUAUUAUUGCUACUGCCUACACUGGCACAAACGAGAUCUUUUAUCCUAGCUUAUCCUAGCUUAUAUAUACGGAUUGUCCACACAAGGCAAGCCGAAAAGUUUGCUUGACCGCAGUGGGAAUCGAACUCCGCGACCUUUGGUUUGCUAGUCCAAUGCUCUCUACCAGCUACGAGGUCAAGUCGGUUCGUGUGGUGAUAUUUCGAAACUCAUUCUGGUUCCUUCGAUAUCUGUUUGUUUUUACGAUCUUGAAACAAGACCAGAAACCAAAAAUUCCAUGCAGAGGCCAGAAACCAAAAAUUCAAGAUCGUAAAAGCACACUGAUAUCGAAGGUGUGGCAGUAGUGUGCAACAAUUUUAAUUAUAAUUUAAGAAGUAAUGGCAAAUUUCUAAGACUGUCAAAACCAAAUACGAACUCUAUGAAGAGAAGUUUUAGUUAUAUGGGGGCUAAGACCUAGAAUCAGCAUCUAAACGAUAAAUUGUAAAUAUUAGGCAUAUAAUUCUAUUAUCUUACUUGUAAAUAUUACAAGGCCCUAUGAAAAUCAAUAUCAAUUGAUAGGUUACCGUGUAUAAAUAUAAUACAAUACAAUACAAUACAAUACAAUACAAUACAAUACAACACAAUGGACUAGAUAGAGUUCCGAAAUAUCGAUCACCCAUUCGAACCGACUUGACCUCGUAGCUCAGUUGGCAGAGUAUUGGACUAGCAAACCAAUGGUCGCGAGUUCAAUUCCCAUUGCGUUCAAGCAAACUUUUCGGCUUGCCCGGUGUGGACACACCAUGCAGAGACAACAUCACAAACAUAUAUCUUCACCUGAGUCGAUAACACCAGAAAUAAGAAACUACAUUUCUGCCAAUUAUAAUAUUCUGGCAUGUGUCUAAUUAGGCAAGAACGCGAGAAGCGAAGGGUAAAUAUAUCAUAGGCUAUAUCGAGUCAGUUUACAUGGCCUAAAUUAUCUCGGGCCCAGUUAGAAGAUACCGGAUUUGCUUGUCACAACAUCGAUUGUAACCGUUUCAGGAACCACUUGACACUUGAAAUUGCAAUUAAAAAAAUAUUAUCAUUGACAAAAUAUGGCAAAAAUUGCGGAAGGGGAAAAUUUAAGAGAGGACAUUUAUGAGGGGGUUUUAGUAUAUACCGGGUGGCCCAAAAAAAAGUACUCCUGUUUGAUUCGUAAUAACUUCUAAACAAGUAAAGUUUUUAAAGAGAAAUAACUUGCAUUAAAUAGAGGAAGGACUAACUUAGAUUUUGAUAUGUUACAGUUGUAUUUAACUUAAAAAUUCACGGAUAUAUUAAUGUUAAAAAUGGGGAGCAUAUUUUGGAAUGUGUCUAAAAUUAGCGAAAAUCGGCAUAUCAAAUAUUAACUCCAGCGUUUGUUUGCUUAAUGACAUAUUAGGCUAACUUGUAUUUCAGCGAAUUAUCGUUAAAGUUUGUAAGGGAUAUGGCGUAGAUUUAGACAUCUUACAUGUAAGUCUUAGCUCAUUGUUUCCUGAAAUAUGAACGUUCGAAAUUAUGCAAGUAUUUAAUAUUAGGUCUUUGAAAACUUAAAUGUACAUGAAAGACUGACCAUGGAAGGCAGGCGCUUAAAUUUUUCGUAUUCUUAAAUAGCCUAAUUUUUUUAUGUUUUUAAUGGGUUCAAACAGACUGAGUAGAUUAUUUCUCAGUUAGAGCAGGAUGAAUAUUCUUUAUUGAAGGAAAUAAUAUUGCUUUUUGCAAAUACACAUCACCGUAUCAACGCUACUAUUUUGUUACGUUUUGUUCCAAAAAUGUUGCAUGUCUCUGGGGAGUUGCUUAAUUGUUAUGUCUUAUGGGGUUGUAUGGUUUGAUUGUGUUUCAUAUAAUUCUCAGUUUACUCCAUGAACUUGCCAAGAUUAAGAAACGGCAAAAGAGUUUGGGUGUUCUUAACAAGAUUCCAGAACGUUGCAGAAGUUAGAAGAGCUUCACAAUUCCGUUGUGACAGCAUGCCCUAAUUCAGAACUACGAACGAUCCAAUGACGAUCCUUCGCGAUGCAUUGGUCUCAUGAAAUAAGGAAACGUAUUCGUGCUAGGAACACACGCGAAUUUCGGACGAAUGAAUCUUGCUUGUAUUUUGUAGAUAUAAUAAUACUUUGUUUCAUAAUAAACAAUUUGUCAAGUGUCAUUUAUUUACUAGUAAUAGUGCAUGUUUCAGUCGGGCAAAUCUUGAUUAAUAUUUGAUACGCCGAUUUUUGCAUAUUUCAGACACAUCCAGAAAUAUCCUCCCGAAUUUAAAGAUUAAUAUCUCCAUGAAUUUUUAAGUGAAAUACAACUGUAAUAUAUCAAAGUCUAAGUUAGUCCUUCCUCUAUUUGAUGCAAGUUAUUUCUCUUUAAAAGCUAUACUUGUUUAGAUGUUAUUACGAAUCAAACAGGAGUACUUUUUUUUGGGCCACCCGGUAUAACAAUAUUAAAGUGCUUAUAUGAUUGCAGAAAUUACUUAAAAUGACCAUAUACUGUAGUAUAUGGUCAUUGGUAAAAUACUUGUAGCUCUCUUCCUUUCCGAGAUAUUCAAUAUCAAGUUAAUUAAUUAUAACGGAUUUCUACUGUAUGAUCUUUGCAAUACAAUCAAGAAAAGAUUGCGUGAAAUUUCGUGUCAUUAGCACUUUAAACUUGACCAAACAUAUGCUCUGCAAUUUAGUUCAUUCUUUCAAAUUCUCCGUCACUUCACAAAACAAAUGUGUUUUGUUUGUUUGUUUGUUUGUUUGUUUGUUUGUUUGUUUGUUUGUUUGUUUGUUUGUUUGUUUGUUUGUUUGUUUGUUUGUUUGUUUGUUUGUUUGUUUUGUUUGUUUGUUUGUUUGUUUGUUUGUUUGUUUGUUUGUUUGUUUGUUUGUUUGUUUGUUUGUUUGUUUUGUUUGUUUGUUUGUUUGUUUGUUUGUUUGUUUGUUUGUUUGUUUGUUUGUUUGUUUGUUUGUUUGUUUGUUUGUUUGUUUGUUUGUUUGUUUUUUCUUCAUGUCCAUUUCACUUAUUUAUUUUGACUUUCUUUCUCCCUCCAUCAAGAAAUUUUCUGGCAACUUCAAAACUUUCUUGAACCAAAUAGUCCCGUGGUCCAAUACUUUUUCACCCCUGAAAUAAAUUGUCAAGUUUCAUGUUUUAUUUACACUCUGUUUAGGUGCUUCAGAUAGCGCUGAAUACGGACAGCCGUUUUACAAUUCCUGUAAAAAUGUUCUUUACAUAAAAUGCAAGGUAAGCAUUAUUUUAAUAUCUGCAUGACGAUUGAAUAUAUUAUAUAUACCAUGUCUUUCUACUGGAUUAUAAUCAGUAUUUUCAGUUUAUUGAAGUUUAUCUUUGAAAAUUUAAACCUCGUAUUCAGAGGAAAUUAUUGAUAUAGGCAUAGCUAUAACCCCCCCCCCCCCAAACAAAAUGUCCUGCACAAAAUGUUCACCCCAAUAUUCGGCAUAAUAAAAAAUAAUUAAAUAGUCCACUCCAAUGUGCAGAGUGUUGAUGAUACAAAAUAAAUGUAAAGGAUGUUGUUUAAAAUCUUUUGCGUGGGUUGGAAUUAAUUAGUCAACCAAUUUGCAUGCCACCACGGCUUUAUAUAUAGCAGAACUUUUAAUUUUAGUUUGCUUUUUAUCUCGUGUUAAGCGUGGACAUAUACCGUAUGUAUAUAGUAUUAGAUAUUGGCUAAUCGUUAAAAGGAUCUCCGGGGACAGAGGUAUACAGUACGUUGUUAUUUUAUUUAGUAAAUGUUCAGUAUGUGGUGGUUUUGUAGCUUUGUGUAUAUAGAUAAUGUAGUUUAUUCUUUGUAUAGUUUUUACGUACUGUCGAAGGGCAACGAAAUAUAAGAUAAAAGAUUGGUUAAAAUCAAAGCGUACGUUGUCUGCCAACGGUUCAGUAAACCACAGCCGCAUCUCAAGUUCGAUCCUUUAUAGUAAAAACUCUCCCGAACGAACGAUGCUAUAAGAAUAUUUAUCUGGUCUGAUGAACAAUGCCGUAAAGUUGUUUAUCUGCAUGGUCUAAUGAACAAUACUGUUAGAGUUGGUAUUAAUAUGUCUGACCUUCAAGAGAAUACAGAUUCACCGCUUCUCGCGGCUAAAAGCCCUCGCGAUGAAAGGAAAGAAGACAUCGUUAGCCAUCAAAGCGAACCUGGUCCUAGAAUGAGUCAACGUUCAAGGGUACCGACUAUUAAGGGAAAAGAAUACCAAGAUUAUCAGUUACAACGGGACUAUAUGACUGCAGUAAGAGCAUGGCGAAAACAAGCAAAUAAAGCCGAGGCGGUGUUACUAGACUCUAACGAUGUAGACCUUCUACAGCAAGAGCGAACGAAGCUUGAUUCCCGUAUGGACGAUCUUUCAGAUGCUCAUAUUAAAUAAAAAAAAUAAAUAAUAAUAAUUUAUUAAUUUAUAAAGCGCUAAAUACUAUAAAUAUUCUAAAGCGCUAUCAUUACAAAUUCAAAUAAAAUGUUAUAAAGUAUGAGAUGAUACCUAUAUAUACAUGUUUAGAAUUUACUAUUAUAUUUAAAGAUAAAAUGCCUUUUUUAAAAAAGAAAGGUUUUAAGUCUGUUUUAAAAAGUUUCCACUGUUGACGCCUCACGAAUGUCAGCGGGAAGUUCAAAUUUACUAUUAUAUUUAAAGAUAAAAUGCCUUUUUAAAAAGAAAGGUCUUAAGUCUGCUUUUAAAAGUUUCCACUGUUGACGCCUCACGAAAUUCAGCGGGAAGUUCAAAUUUACUAUUAUAUUUAAAGAUAAAAUGCCUUUUUAAAAAGAAAGGUCUUAAGUCUGCUUUUAAAAGUUUCCACUGUUGACGCUUCACGAAUGUCAGCGGGAAGUUCAUUCCACAAAAAUGGACCAGCCUUGGCAAAAGCUCUGUCGCCAAACGUUUUCCUCAUUGUCUUAGGAACUAUUAGCAAAUUUUGCUCAUUCGAGCGCAGGCUGUAGCAACCAAUAUGCUUAGGUGUCAGAAGGUCUGAGAUAUAAGGCGGUACAUUAGCGUGAAGAGCCUUGUACACCAGCAACAAAAUCUUGAAAAUCACCCGAUACCGUACAGGAAGCCAAUGAAGGCCAAUCAAAACAGGAGUAAUAUGAUCGAAUUUGGGGAUUAGACAGACCACACGUGCUGCAGCAUUGAGAACUCUUUGUAACCUAUCAUAUUGAGACUGUGGGAGACCAUAAAACAAUGAGUUACAGUAGUCCAGGUGUGAAGUAACAAAAGCAUGAACCAAAAUCUUUGUUGUAUCUUCUGAAAGGAAUUUCCUUAUCUGCCGGAUAUUAUAGAGGCUGCGAAACGCCUUACUACACACUUUUCCAAUGUGAAUAUCCAUCGACAUAUGUGAGUCAAACCACAUUCCGAGGCUUUGAACCACCUCCACAGGCUCGAUCGUAGAUUCACCAACUGUAAUUUCAUUGAUGUUAAUCUUUGACAUUUGCUGCUUUGAACCGAUUAUAAUAGAUUCAGUCUUGGAAUCAUUUAUCAAGAGACGGUUAGAAAGCAUCCAGGCACGAAUGUCAGCAACACAGUUUUCAAUACUCUUUAGUGCAGCAUCUUGCGAUAAAGAUGUAUCCGGCCGAAACGAAUGAUAAAUCUGGGUGUCAUCUGCAUACGUAUGUGCAUUGGGAAGAUGUUUGUCAAUAACCUUAAAUAACCCAGCCACAUAGAGUAUGAAGAGGACAGGGCCAAGGCAGCUACCCUGCGGAACUCCCGAUUGAAGAUUGAAAACUUCCGAUUCAUGGUCUUUAAUUAAAAUUGUUUGUUUUCUCUCGGAUAAAUAAGAUGUUAGCCAUUUGAGGGCAUUUCCAGUUACGCCAAAGUCUUUUUCAAGUGUCUCCAGUAAGAUUGCAUGGUCGAUAGUAUCAAAUGCGGCACUUAGGUCGAUAAGCACAAGAAGCGUAACCUCCUGCCGAUCCAUACUGAGGAGAAUGUCGUUCUGGACUUUUAGUAAAGCUGUUUCUGUUGAGUGAUUUUUCCGAUACGCUGAUUGAUACUCGGGAAAAGGGGCAUUUUCAGCACAAUGUAUAGAUAACUGAGAGAUCGUUGCCUUCUCAGCAGACUUGGCAACAAAUGGCAGGUUGCUUAUAGGUCUGAAGUUUUCAAACAUAAAAUCAAGCCCAAAUUUCUUCAAAAGAGGUAGAACUAGCGCUAUUUUCCAAUGAUCGGGUACAAUUCCUUCAGAGAAAGAGAGAUUAAUGAUUUCAGCGAUGAUUGGGGCCAAUUCAUGACAACAGAGUUUAACCAAUGAUGUAGGAAUAGGGUCCAACUUACUGGAAGCAUUCGAAGAUUCAAGGAUAAUCCUCCGAACUUCAUCCUCAGAAACCGAAGAAAAUUCAUCCAAUUUCACUUCAGGCAGAUGAAAUGGAACAUUAGGUGGGUUAAUGGAAAUCUUGUCAAUCUUUGAUUUCACGAGUUCAAUUUUCUUACAAAAGAACUCACCAAACUCGUUAGCAAGGAUGGAAGGAUCGCGAUUUUCAGGAAACUCCUCAACUAGACGUUCUUUGCUCAAAGAGUUCACAAUUUGGAAUAAUUUUCUAGAAUCACCAGCAGAUUUGUCAAUAAGGUUGGAAUAAAACAUUUUUCUGGUGUCAUUCAAUAUAGCACUGUAGUCAUCGCGUACCUUACGAUAAGCAUUCUUAUCACAUUCAAGUUUCGAUUUAAGCAUGAUUCUUUCCAGUUUCCUACGUUUAGCUUUCAGCUUCUUUAAACUAUCAUUAAACCAAGGAACCAUUGGUCGAACAGUCAUAACUUUCGAUUUCAAAGGAGCAUGCUUAUCGAGAAUAGAACGUAGGGUAAUAUCAUAGCAUUUUGACAUAUCAUUAACACUUGACCAAGUUUUCUGAAAUAGAUCUGAGGCGCAUAUAUCAGCUUUAAAGGCAUUGAGGUCAAUAUGUUUAACUUUGCGAUAGCAAACUUCUUUAACUAGGAUGUUUGGGCGAGGAAUAUCCAACAAACAUUCAACAAAAAAAUGAUCAGACAAAGCAAACGUCGCCAAAGGAGAGGUGAUUGUGACAUCAUUGAUUGAUCUAGUGAUAAUCAAAUCAAGGGUAUGACCUGAUGAAUGAGUUGGGACAUGAACAUGUUGGAUAAGUCCAAAAGUAUUCAUUAAGUCCGCAAACUUUUUCGCGUCUGCUUCGGUUGGACAAUCAACGUGAAAAUUAAAAUCACCUGUAAUCAAGAGUACUUCGGGAAUCAUAACGAUGUUCUCCAAGUAUGAUGAAAACUCUUCGAAAAACACAUUUGAUAAAACCGGGUGAUCUUCCGAGUAAGGAGGUCGAUAGAUUGUCACCACUUUAAUGGUUUGCUUGUGCACACAAACAUUCCACUCCGAGAAUUCAAACGAAUUAAAUUCCCCACAGUCACUGGAUUUUGCAUUUAACGAUUCUUUGCACAGAAUACCCGUGCCGCCACCACUUCUACCAGACUGUCUUGGGAAAGAUCUAAACACAAAUCCUGCAGUAGAUAGUCCAGCAGUGCUGACAGAGUCACAUUCCUUCAACCACGUUUCAGUGAUAGUACAUAUAUCAAUACCGCUAUCAACCAUAUGAUCAAUGAUAACGGCGAUCUUGUUCCUUACAGAGCGCGAAAUACGUGUCUGAAGUUACCCCAAGCGAACAGUUUAAUUUCGAUAGUUUGUGUGAUACGCAUCGACGAAUUCUUAGUGAUUUGAAUAAAAAGAUUACCAAUUUGAAAGACGAUCGGAGUUCCGUUAGUUCAAAGCGGUCACGACGAAGCGGGAAAUCUCGAAGGUCGUUUUGAACUACAUCUUCAGCUGCCCUACUCAAGACGGAGAUGACGGUGAAAGCAGCAAGAUUGGAAACGGAACUUAAGUUUCAUCAAAUUGAAAGAGAAAGAUCAGCUGAUUUGAAAAGACGUGAAGAUGAAUUGAAAAAACUUCAGAUGAUGAAAGAGCUUGCUGCUACGCAAGCCGAGAUUGAGGCAGUGGAUCAAGUGGAGAAUUGUUCGAACUCUGGUUUAAAUAUGGACAACGUGUCGAAGCUCGUAGCGGAGGGAGAUUUUCAAGAGCGAGUAGAGCAGUACGUUCAAUCCCAACAAGCCCACAACCCGCAUAAAGGUCUACUUUCUGUUGAUGAGGAAAUAUCUCAGUCUGUUAUUGAUCCGAACAUUGCAAGUCAGCAAAAUUCUGCAGAACAAUUGGUCCGGGAUCAAAAUUUCCAUCCUUCUGCGAUGUCCAAGGAGGGUAUUUCCAAGAAUGUCUUUCCCAGGGGCGGUGUUACCCCUAGUGCGGUCAAAGUCUCCACGCACGAAGAUCCUAUUACAAGGUUGGCGGAUCUGCUAACAGAACGACAGGAUCAUGAUAAACUUCCACGACCUCAACCGGAAGUUUUCAGUGGCGAUUUUCUCCAGUACCCAAUAUGGGUUAAAGCGUUUGAGACAUUUAUCGAAAGAAAAACAAAGUUGUCUUCCGAACGGCUGUAUUAUUUGAGCAAAUUUACAUCGGGCGAAGCCAAAGAGGCGAUUAGUGGUCUCCUGUCACUGGAUUCCGAAGAGGCCUACGUAAAGGCUAAGAAGAUUUUGACGGACAGGUUUGGUAAUGCGUUUCUCGUAUCAAACGCCUAUAGAAAGAAGAUCGAGAAUUGGCCGAAGAUCCCCCCGAACGACGGUCCAGGUCUGAGGCGAUUCUCAGAUUUCCUUUAACACUGCAGGACCGCGAUGGAUAGCAUACAGUGUCUAAACGUUCUGAACGAUCCCGAAGAAAAUCGGAAAUUUCUCAACAAGCUUCCGACACAUCUUGUUAACAGAUGGGUUCGCGUAGUGGAUCGAAGGAUAGCAGAUGACCUUAGCGACGACGGUGAUGAAGAUAGAGCAUCACGAGUUGCGUCUGGAUCGGAUUACCCCACGUUCGCCGAAUUCUGCAAGUUUCUUAAGAAAGAAGCCAGGAUCGCUUGCAAUCCCGUAACCUUUCAACGCCUUCCCAAGAAGGAGGAACCGAACAAGAUACACAAAGCAAAGGUUUUCGCUGUCAAUAGCGUCGCUUCACAGACGACGAAUGUUCCUGAUUCAGAGACAAAGAUUAUUAAGAAAAUAAGUUGCAUAUUCUGCAAAGAAGCACACGAACUUGAUGUGUGUGAAAAGUUUCUCAAAAUCCCAUUGGUCAAGAAGAGAGAAAUAAUCGUUACUAACCGACUGUGCUGGGGGUGUCUAAGAUGGGGCCACAUAAACAGUAAAUGUCGCAGGAAGAGAGUAUGCAGGACUUGUAACGGCUUGCAUCCCACUGCUCUUCAUGGUGAAAAGCGUGAACAGAAGAUAAAGGCGAGUCCAUCAACGCCAAACGUCGCAGAGUCGGAGAAAGACAAGUCGAACCAGGAGAGAACGAUUUCCAAUCGAGUUGAAGUCCACAGAAUGAGCGUAUGUACCCGAUCCCUUUGUCAUUCACUGAUAGUUCCAGUUUGGCUUCAUCAUCAAAUAAACCCGGAACGUCGAGUCAUGGUUUACGCCCUUUUGGACGAGCAAUCAGAUGCCUGUUUUAUCAAGGACUCAAUAUUGAAUAUUCUUGAAGUCGACGGUCCAGAAGUACCACUUGAACUUUCCACAGUGCUCUCUCACGAAGUUAUCAAGUGUCAGAAAAUCACUGGUCUGGUUUGUCGUGGCAUCAACGAAACUGUAGAAGUAUCUCUACCGAGAACGUAUACGAGAAGUCAGAUUCCAGCCAGAUCAGAGUCCAAGACCCGAGACAGCCCGUAUGUGGCCGCAUCUGGAAAAGAUCGCGGAGAAAAUAAUGCCGUAUCGAAGUGAUGUAGCAGUUGGCCUUUUGAUAGGAACGAGUUGCGUACGAGCGAUAAAACCACGAGAGAUAAUCACCGGAAAUGAUGAUGAUCCUUACGCUAAGAGAACAAUUUUGGGUUGGGGAAUCGUUGAUACGGUCGAACCUGGUGAAAAUAAAGAUGUUGAGGAUAGUCAGGUAAUCGUGAAUCGAACAUUAUGCGGGGAAACCCAAGUUGGUAAAGAUAGAAAGGUGUGUCAUCUGGCUUUCAAGACCCAGACGAAAGAAAUCCUUAGCGCAAAUCAGGUGAACAAAAUGUUCGAGUUGGAUUUCAGUGAUCGAGAGAAGGGUAAAUCACUUUCGUACGAAGAUCGUUUAUUCAUCAAGAAGAUUGAGGAGGGAAUACACCAACGUGUCGACGGUCAUUACGAAAUGCCUCUACCAUUUAAGGACGAGAACAUUAAACUUCCAGAUAAUAGGAAGCAAGCUUUCGCCCGCCUUCAGAAAUUGAAACAACGUCUGAAAAAGGACAAGAAAUACCACCUGGACUAUUCGAAGUUUGUUUCUGAUACCAUCGAUAAUGGGUAUGCAGAACGAGUUCCUGAAGGAGAGCUGAGUCUCAAAGAUGGUCGAGUCUGGUACCUAUCGCACCAUGGGGUCUAUAAUAGCAAGAAACCAGAUAAGAUAAGAGUCGUUUUCGACUGCAGUGCUGUGUACGAAGGAGAUUCUCUGAAUCGAAACCUACUUCAGGGUCCUGACCUAACCAAUAAUCUGUUGGGGAUAUUAUGUCGCUUCCGCCAGGAUAGUACCGCCCUUAUGUGUGAUUUGGAAGCUAUGUUCCACCAAGUCAAGGUUAAUGUGGAAGAUCGUAAUUUCCUUCGUUUUCUGUGGUGGAAGGAUGGCAACUUAGACGCUGAGCCUGUCGAAUAUCGAAUGUCAUCGCAUCUAUUUGGAGCCACCUCAUCCCCUGGUUGUGCUAACGUUGGUUUGAGGAAGACUGCUGAUGACUAUGAGAAGAUCUGUGGUACCGAAGCUGCUGAUUUUGUAAGAAAUAACUUUUACGUGGACGAUGGUUUAAAAUCCGUUCCUUCACCUAGUGAUGCUAUUUCUUUGAUCGAAAGUACGGAAACCCUUUGCAAGAAAGGAGGAUUUCGUCUCCAUAAGAUUAUAUCGAACAGUCAGACAGUGAUAGACACAAUUCCACCCGACGAUCGUGCGAAGGGUAUCAAAGACCUGGUUCCAAGUCGUGACGCGCUCCCUAUCGAGAGGGCUCUUGGUGUCCAGUGGUGUGUGGAGUCAGACACUUUUCAAUUUAGAAUUGAAUUGUCAGAUCGACCGUUGACGAGACGAGGUGUCCUGGCUACAGUCAGCUCGGUGUUUGAUCCCUUGGGGGUCCUUUCUCCAUUUGUCCUACUUGGAAAGAAAAUUCUACAGCAGUUAUGCAGGGAAGCUAAGGAGUGGGAUGAAAAAGUGCCAGAGUAUCUGGUGCCAGAAUGGGAAAGAUGGCGGAAAGAUAUCUGUCUUCUAGCACAGUUGAAGAUUCCUCGGUGUUACAAACCUGAUGGUUUUGGUGAGAUCGACGUUGUCGAGUUGCACAACUUUUCUGACGCAAUUGAAGAGGGAUAUGGUCAGUGUUCAUACCUAAGGCUCAUUGAUCAUACUGGUAGAAUUCACUGCUCGCUGGUGAUGGCAAAGUCUCGUGUCGCGCCAUUGAAAUCCGUAACUAUUCCAAGGCUCGAGUUAACGGCUGCUUUGGUGAGUGCGAAAGUCGGCACUUCACUUCGAAGAGAGCUAGAUUACAACGAAAUUAACGAAAUAUUUUGGACGGACAGUAGAGUUGUACUCGGGUACAUUUUUAACAAUGUGCGACGGUUUCAUGUCUUCGUGUCAAACAGAGUGCAGCAGAUUCGUGACCUGACUUCAGUUGAUCAGUGGAGAUAUAUACCAACGAAGUCCAAUCCAGCCGAUUUCGCCUCUCGAGGUCUGGAUGCCCAACGUCUUCUCGAUAAGAGAGAAUGGUGGUUUGGUCCGGAUUUUCUCUGGUCGAAUUUUGAUCCUGAUUAUGGCAGGAUUGACGAGGACAAUAACAUCGCUGCCGUCUGCCCGGACGAUCCAGAAGUGAGGAAGUGUUCAGUUAUGAUAACGAGAACUGAAGAGCAUGCUGGUAUAGAAGAGCGUUUGAACCGUUUCUCGAGCUGGUUCAAAGCAAAACGAGCGAUUGCAAUUUGCCUUCGAUUUAAGGAGAUUCUCUUGGCCCGUCUGCGAAAGAGAAAGUUAUCUGGAGAACAGUCAAGUGACUCAAGCGAGGAAAGUUCCAGAGUUAUCGCUUGUAAUCCAGUGAACGUCGAUGAACUGAACGAAGCUGGAAAGGAAAUUAUACGAGCUGUACAACGAAAGUCAUUUAUCAAGGAAACAUUGUUACUCCACCAGAGAAACGUCGAAGAAUCGCUUCCGAACGUUGAAAGAGGGAAUAAAGAGAGCCAUGGGGUCCCGAAAUCCAGUUCUUUAUUUCGACUUGAUCCAAUUCUUGCGAAAGAUGGAAUUAUACGAGUCGGUGGACAGAUUAGGCGUGCGAAUAUGCCAUUGGACGUUAAGCAUCCGUGUAUCCUCCCGAAAAAGGGACACGUGACUGAAUUGAUCAUAUGUCAUUUUCAUCAGAAAGUCGCUCAUCAGGGACGUGGAAUGAAUGAAUGAAUAGUUUGUUUAAUAAAAACAUCAUCUGGCAGUCAGAAGACUGAAUUACAUGACGUUAAGUGUUACAAGGUUAUAAAUAGUAAAAAAUUCUAUAUUACAAUGCAAUUUAGAAAUUGUUAAUAUAUACUAUAUAUCAUAUACUUAAAUGUACUAAUCUAUAUGAGUUAAAAAUUCUAAAAUAUUCAAGGAACAUCUGAUUUGUAAUGUUUCUUAGCAUAAAAGUUGAUAAAAGAGUUUCCGAAACGAUUUGUACUUGCUGGUGAAACUUCAAAAGAUCUUUCUUUUCGUAAUUCUCUAUUGCCUGCUUUGGAUGGUAAAAGUUUGGCAAGUUUAUGAUCAUCAUUUAAAACAAUGUCGUUGAAGAGAUUAUUGGAUAGAUACUCCCGUCUGUUUUCAAGAGUAGAAAUACCAGCGAUGUUAAGAGCCUCGUCGUAAGACAAUUCAUAGAAUAUUAUUUUCAUUGCUCGCUUCUGUAUACGUUCAAUGUUUUUUGCAAGAUUUCGUGGCAGGGAACUAUGGAAUAAUUGGCACGCAUAUUCGAGGACAGACCUUAUACAGCUGCAAAAAAAUUUGACCAAAUCUGCCGAAGCGACAUCAGCACGUUUGAGUUGCCUCAACAAAUAUAAACGUUUAGCUGCUUUGGAGACAAUUGAAUUUACAUGGUCUAUCCAUUUAAGGUCAUUUCUUAAUAUAACUCCAAGCGAUUUGAUACUUGUCACUCUUUCCAAAUUUCGGUCACCAAUACGUAUAGGUUCAAAAACAGGUGGUAAUCGUGAAAAGGAUAUUACCAUUUCUUUGCAUUUAAAUGGGUUUAGUUGAAAGGAAUUGUUCAUAGACCAAGUAGUAAUAUCAUCGAUAUCCAUUUGUAAAGUACUUUGUUCGUUUUUUUCAACAAUUUCAGAGACCGUAGUAUCAUCGGCAAAUUUCCACAUUUCUGAAAGGUGAUUUUGUAACACAAGGUCAUUUAUCAUGGCUAAGAAUAGCCAAGGCCCAAGUCGUGUGCCUUGAGGGACACCAGCUGGAACUUGGAGCCAGUCUGAGAAACAAUUAUCACUUAGUUUGACCCUUUGCCAUCUAUUACGUAAAAAGUCAAUAAUCCAGUUAACCACACAGGGCUUAAUACCAAGGCUGAAUAAUUUCGCAACUAAUGUGGUAUGAUCCACCAUGUCAAAUGCUUUUUUAUAAUCAAGAAAUACAGUACGAACAGAUGAACCACUUCCAUCUGUUGCACUCAACCAACAAUGGAGCAUCGAUAUCAAGGCAAGUACAGUGGAAGAAUUUGGAAUAAAGCCAAAUUGUUGGGGAUCAACAACCUUUAACAAAAUUGGUUUUACUUCUCUUUCGAUUACAAGACGUUCCGCUAUCUUUGAUAGGGUGGAAGUUAAGGAAAUAGGUCGUAAUUCCCUUUCCAAGUCUUUGACAGUAGAUAUUUUUGGUAAGGGGACCACAUCAGCCAGCUUCCAAAUUUGAGGGACUUUACAACUUUGAAAGGAAGAAUUGAUUAUAUUUGCAACUGGUGAGGCGAGAAUAUCCGAAUAGGUUUUUAAAACCCAAUUGGAAAUACCGUCAGGGCCACUGGAACGCGAUGUACUAAUUUCUUGCAAUUUUCUAGCUAUAGUUGACUCGGUCACAAUAAUAGGCGUUUCAUCGUUGUGUACAAUUACAGCCGUAUCUUCAGAUAAUGGAACAUAGUUCUGUAUCACAUUUAUAAAAACAUUGUUAAUUUUAUUACUGAGGUUUAUGUCUGACCCACAACAGCAUUAGGUCUUCCGGAUUUUGGAUUAUUGGUGGUGUUUCGGCAGUCUCCAACCAUAUUUCCAAAUGUGUGAAGUGUAGGAAAGUAAGGGGCGAGUUGCAGAACUUACCCGAGGAUCGUUUGGAGCCUUCUCCACCUUUUACCUACAGUGCAGUUGAUUAUUUCGGACCCUGGUUGGUCAAAGAGGGACGAAGGAACGUUAAAAGAUGUGGGGUUUUGUUUACCUGUUUGGUUUCGCGUGCUAUUCACCUGGAAACGGCGAUUAGUUUGGAUACGAGUUCUUUCAUGAACGCAUACCGUCGUUUUGUUGGCCGGCGAGGACCGAUACGUCAAUUGAGGUCUGAUCGCGGAACGAACUUUGUUGGAUGCAGGACAGAGCUUCAAGCUGCACUAAGUGAAAUGAACCAAGAGACUGUGAGGCAGAAACUAUUGAAGGAGAACUGGAUAUUGUUAUGGUGGAUAUUGAACCUUAAGAAUUGGAUAUUGUUGUCGUUAACGAUGAAGAUUUGCCUCGUAACCAAUGGAAACUCGCACGAGUCGUGGAAACAUUUCCUUCAGACGAUGCCCUGGUUAGAAAGGUUAAGUUGGCGAUGGCUGACUCCACGUUGGAUAGCAGAGGAAGAAGAAAGCGACCAAUCUCCUACCUCAAUCGACCGGUGCACAAGUUGGUUCUACUGCUGUCGAAUGAAGAGUUUGAAGACCAGGGAUUCCCCGACGAAGGAGCCAAAGUAGAAUUUGUUUCAAAGUACAUUUAGGUGUUAUAAAUUUUAUUAUAUAUAAAACGAACAAAUAAUAGUACUAGUAUAGUAUAAUUAGUAUAUAUAAUUUAGUUUAAUUUAGGUAAAUUGUGGAACAAUUUAGGGGAGCCAUGUAAAGGAUGUUGUUUAAAAUCUUUUGCGUGGGUUGGAAUUAAUUAGUGAACUAAUUUGCAUGCCACCACGGCUUUAUAUAUAGCAGAACUUUUAAUUUUAGUUUCCUUUUUAUCUUGUGUUAAGCGUAGACAUAUACCGUAUGUAUAUAGUAUUAGAUAUUGGCUAAUCGUUAAAAGGAUCUGCGGGGACAGAGGUAUACAGUACGUUGUUAUUUUAUUUAGUAAAUGUUCAGUAUGUGGUGGUUUUGUAGUUUUGUGUAUAUAGAUAAUGUAGUUUAUUGUAUUUUUACGUACUGUCGAAGGGCAACGAAAUAUAAGAUAAAAGAUUGGUUAAAAUCAAAGCGUACGUUGUCUGCCAACGGUUCAGUAAACCACAGCCGCAUCUCAAGUUCGAUCCUUUAUAAUAAACGUAGGGGUACACUCAAAUAGAAAAAGACAGUGCAAUACUCUGAAACUAAUCGCUCCUCGCUUGCAUUCACUGGUUUAUUGGAGCAAUUGUAAAGUCUUGAAACUCUAUUAUCUCCCCUGAAUAGAGUUUGCAGUGUCUUGCCAUGCAAAUAGCUUAAUUGCUUGCAAGGAACGUUUGGAAUUUUUACGAACAUUAUUUUUAGUUUUUAAUUCUUUUAGGAAAUAGUCUUGCCUAGAUUUAAUCUUUACGCCCCAAAUAUUAUUUACAUCGGAGUUGCAUCAUAAAUUGUACUCGGAUUCAAACGACACAAUGUCAAUGACUUUAUAAAAAUAAAAGCAUAUUGUGUAUUGGCCUAUUGGGUUUACACUUUUACAGCUUCAUUUAACUUUAACUCUCUCAAGUCUCAACAGACAAUCGGACAUGCCAAAUCCAUUGAUAUGACAACUUCAAAAAACUUUUUCGAAGCUAGAAAUCAUGAUUUUUUCCUGGGAUACUUUGUUUUCUGCUCUCUAGACUCUCCCUCGCGGCUCUAUAGUGCUCCACCCCUAGAAUAUAGACCUUACUGGGGUUUGGUGACACUUUGUGUUGCUUCAGUCACCUGCUCACGGCUCACCCCCCUAAAAUUUCUGGCACCACCCCCAGUAAAAAAUAUGAAAAUCCGUCUAUGGAUAUAGGUAUCUUAAAGUUACAUCACACGAUAGACGUGCGUUCUGGUGGAUUGGACAUUGCACAACUAAUCUUAGUAGAUGUAAUUUCACCAAAAAGUGUUGAUUACGAAAAAACGUUUGGUGGGCGUUUAGUUAGUUGACCUGCAUGUAUAGGACGAAAAUAUACCAACAGCUUAUUAAUAUCAUUAACUAGACGAAACGUAUGGUUGGGGUUUGUCUGUUAAUUAAUUGACGUGGUAUUAGUAAGCUGAAAACUUCAAUUGUCCACCAAUAAUUAACUAUUCACGCACCCAAGAAUUUUAACGGAACAAAUAUUUAAAAGCAUUUGUAAAAUCAUGAAUAAUUAAUAAGGCCACAAACAAAUCACGAUGCGGUAUUUAGGUCACAUGUGUCACUCGUGUUAGAGGGAUGUUUAUGAAAGUUAACAAUAUUAAUUGAGAAGCAUGGAUGUUUAUGUACUAUUUAAAAAAACGAGCAGGAGUGUUUUAUUAGGUUGCGCGCUCGUGGCUUUAGACCUAAUAAAACACGACCUGCGAGUUUUUUAAAUGGCUUCAAAAACGUUUGCAUAAUAAGCCAAAUCUUUAUAUAAAAAUCUUUAUAUAAAAAUCUUUAUAUAAAAAAUCUUUAUAUAAAAAUCUUUAUAUAGUUUGCAUAACAAUGGUCCUUUGUUAAAGUGUUCUUUAGCUGGUAUAAAGACGUAUAUGCACGUGACUAAUUUCUUACUCAAGAUUGGAUAAUUGCUUCAUGAAUUAUUAAUGAGUUUUUGAAGUACUAGAUAAAACAUGAGCAGCCGAUUUGUAUCUGAUAUACAAGAUCGGAUGCGAAUGUUUUAUAUAGUACUUAAAAAAUGACCCAUCUUAUAAGUUCAUUGGCGAAGUAUUUUAAAAAUAAACAUUGUCUAAGCCGAGAAAAUCAAAGCUGAAGUUUAUGUAAAUCAGGACAAAUCUUUAUCCGAUUUACAAAUAUUGAUUAAACAUUCGUUUCUUUUGUAUUUUCCUCGUGAAUUAUUAAUGAAUUUUUUAAGUGCAUUUAACAAUGGCACGCGCUGCGCGCUCGCCAUUGUAAAUGCCCAUAAAGAUCAACUGCUCAUAUUUUAACAAAUACUUAAAAUUGUUUGCCUAUAAUACUACGCAGAGAAAUGCACUAAUUAUACAUCAAAGUACACGUAAUUUGCAUGUAUAAAGCAAAACAUUUAAUUAAGCGAACGCUGCCACUAUAAAACGGCUCCACUUCGAGAAACAUUAAAUUGACUAGUUUUCCGUUCGAUCAUUUUAACAUAUUUUUAAAAAAAGCCUCGCCGAACCAACGUUAGGGAUUUUAGGGUUUGAAACAAUGCAAAAAUUUGAGGUGUAAAACGAUGGAUCAACGUGCUAAACAGUUCCUGGUCCCAGUGGUACGAUUGUACUUGUUUCGAAUACCCGUAUUUCUGUUUAGUCGCGGCCAAAACAAGAAACGUUUUAGGUAAAUGCCCACCAAACAUAUUUUUUCUUAAUCAGCAUUUUUCUGGCUUCACUGAAAAUUUGAUAAAGCUAAAUCUAAGAUUCGUUGUGCAAUCUACCAGAACGUGCGUCUAUCAUGUGAUUAAACCUUUAAACUACUAAGAUUAUUAUAAUCAUUCAUUAAUUUGUUUUUCCUUCUAGGAUGGUUGGGUUGGUUGGACAUCAUUAAAAAUCCAAUACAGAAAAUCCAUCACAGCCAAAGAAUUUUAUAAUGGUUACCUCGUAGACAAACACACUGGGAAAAUUACGUCAUCACUGUUCCAGGAUAUGGCGUGAUGUCAGCUUUCUCAUAGAGAUUAUAAAUAACACUAGAGGAGAAAUUGUAAUCUUAAUUCAGUAAAAAAAAGGGAACGCGACUAUUGGGGGGCAAAUUCAAGUCCCGGAUGUGUAUUCGUGGUGACGAGUUUCAAAUCAGCCAAUGAGAGUACGAUUUUAUGUCCGGGACUUGAAUUUGUUCCCCCUCCCCCAUUAGCUGCGUUCCCAAUUUUUAAACUCGAUGCUUCCUCUAGUGUUAUUUAUAAUCUCUAUGAGCUUUCUUACGAAUGGGAUUUUAUAUGAAUAAAGUUCUUUAUUGUAUAAACAUAAGUGUUAUAUAGAGUUUUUGGCCACUGAGAAAAAUCGUAUUUAAACACACGUAAAAAAUACGAUAUUUUUGCGUGUGAAAAUUUCAUUUGUUGUAAAACACAUUGCCACGGACGUUUUAUUGUUUUUCACUGAAUUUUGUUUAUAUAAUAAACAGAAAAAUACAUGGGUUCUUGGAAAUACUAGAUUUAUUUCUCGUGUUGAACAUGAUAUCUCACUCGUUCGCUGCGCUCACUCGUGAGAUGUCAUGUUCAACACUCGAAAUAAAUCUGGUAUUUCCGCGCAUCCAUGUAUUAUUCUAUAUAUAUUUCAUUGACUCAGCGAAAGAUAACAAUAUUGAUUCAGUUGUUACAGACUCAUAUAACUUUAAUAUAUGAACAUUUUUUGAAAGACUUUGCUGUAAUAUCUCUAAAUAGUAAAAGGUCUUUUAAAUUAAAUAGAAAAAUAGUUUUUCAUUAGGC